Eimeria necatrix is the source of this 921-nucleotide messenger RNA. RefSeq lists its product as hypothetical. Lineage: Eukaryota; Apicomplexa; Conoidasida; Eucoccidiorida; Eimeriidae. The coding region runs from base 1 to 921 and encodes 306 amino acids. The record is from RefSeq and is a predicted model, not a curated record. The transcript has 2 exons.
AUGCCGUGGGGAAAAACAAACUUGUCCGUGCGUAUCACAGGAUCAGCUGCAGCAGCAACAGCAGCAGCAGCAGCAGCGGGUCAGCCAGCAGCUGCAACAACAGCAGCAGCAGCAGCAGCAGCCGCAGCAGCAAGAGCAGCAGCAGCCGCAGCAGCAAGAGCAGCAGCGCCGCCGCUCCGGCAGCCCGCAGCUUGGAGUGUAUGUACAGCUGCUCAGCGCUCGCCCCCAGGCCUCGGCGCAGACAAACCCCCCAGCAGCAGCAGCAGCAGCAGCAGCAGCAGCAGCAGCAGCAGCAGCAGCAGCAGCAGCAGCAGCAGCAGAGCCAGAGCAGCAGCAGCAGCAGCAGCAGCAGCAGCAGCAGCAGCAGCAGCAGCAGCAGCAGCAGCAGCAGCAGAGCAGCAGCAGCAGCAGCAGCAGCAGCAGCAGCAGCAGCAGCAGCAGCAGCAGCAGCAGCAGCAGCAGCAGCAGCAUCCGCAGCAGCAGCAGCAGCAGCAGCAUUCGCAGCAGCAGCAGCAGCAGCAGACCUGGGUCCCUGGGUUCCUGGUUUUUCUCCGGGGCCGUGAGUCUGUAGAAGAAGUAGCGGCGCAGUCAGCGGGUACUUCUCUGUCACGCGGUGCGCCCAGCCUGCAGCAGCAGCAGCAGCAGCAGCAGCAGCAGCAGGUAGGUAGAAGCAGCAGCAGGUGGAGCAGCAGCAGGUGGAGCAGCAGCAGGUGGCAGCAGCAGGUGAAGCGGCAGCAGCAGCGGGUAGAGCAGCAGCAGCAGCGGGUAGAGCAGCAGCAGCAGCGGUUAGAGCAGCAGCAGCAGCACGUCAACUGGCAGCAGCAGCAGCUAGAGCUGCAGCAACAGCAGGUGCAGCAGCAGCAGCAGCGGGUGAAGCAGCAGCAACAGGAGAUAAAGCCGCAGCACACGCUCCGAGGCUGA